AUGAGGGUGUUCAAGAGCUUGGUUCUUUUAUUUCUGCUACUUGUAGUGAGAGGUUCUAUGGUACAGCUGAAAAAUGGUGGCUAUGAGGGUAUUGUUAUUGCAAUUAACCCUGAGUUACCAGAAGAUGACAAUAUCGUAAGAAACAUACAGGACAUGGUCAAAGAGGCUUCUACUUACUUAUUCAAUGCUACAAAACAGAGAUAUUUUUUCAAGACUGUAAAAAUUAUAAUUCCUUUGCAUUGGCUGCCAAAACCUGAGUAUUUAAGUGUAAAAACAGAGUCAUAUGAUAAGGCAGAUGUUAUCGUGGCUAAUCCUUUCUUGAAAUACGGAGAUGAUCCCUACACGCUGCAAUAUGGAGGAUGUGGGGAAAAGGGACGAUACAUUCAUUUCACUCCAAACUUCCUGUUAAAUGACAAUUUGUAUAACAUCUAUGGAUCACGAGCCAAAGUUUUUGUCCAUGAAUGGGCCCAUCUUCGUUGGGGGGUGUUUGAUGAAUACAAUAAUGAUGCACCUUUCUAUGUGUCUGUAGACUCUGGAAAAGCAAGUGUUGAAGCAACAAGGUGUUCAGCUAGUGUCACUGGGAAAUACAUAGUUCAAAGCUGCACAGGAAACAGCUGCACGACAAGAGAAUGCAAAUAUGAUGAACAGACAAAGCUGUAUGAAGCUGGAUGUAAAUUUGUACCAGAUAAAAUACAAAAUGCCCCAGCAUCUAUAAUGUAUAUGCAGAGCCUCCCUUCGGUGGUUGAGUUUUGUGAUCAAAGUACUCAUAAUGAAAAGGCUACAAAUCUGCAGAACAAAAUGUGUAACUACCACAGCACCUGGGAAAUAAUUAUGAACUCUCCUGACUUCAGUAACACCUCUCCAAUAAAUAGCGCAAGUCCUCCAUUUGAGACCUCCUUCUCAUUGCUGCAGACCAAAGACAGAGUAGUCUGUCUAGUACUUGAUGUUUCUGGGAGCAUGACUGGGAAUAACCGCAUUAAACGUCUCUACCAAGCUGCAGAAAUAUUCCUGCUACAGAUUAUCGAAAUGGGUUCCUGGGUUGGAAUUGUCACAUUCGAUUCUACAGCACAAAUUAAAAUUAAUCUACAACAAAUAGUCAGUGAGAAUGUACGCCAGGAUCUUAUUACAUACCUGCCUACAACAGCUGGUGGAGGAACUAACAUCUGCGAAGGAGUACGCAAAGGAUUUGAGGUUAUUAAACAAAAAUACUCUAAUCUCUAUGGUUCUGAAAUUGUACUGCUGACAGAUGGAGAGGAUGGGAGUAUGAGCAGUUGCCUUACAGAGGUGAAAAACAGUGGAUCGAUCAUUCACACCAUUGCCUUGGGGCCAAACGCUGCUCCAGAGCUAGAACAAUUUUCAAAUAUGACAGGAGGCUUAAGGUUUUAUGCCACAGAUACAGUUGACUCCAAUGGCCUUAUUGACGCAUUCAGUGGAAUUUCAUCAGGAAGUGGAAAUAUUUCUGAACAGUCUAUUCAGCUUGAAAGUACAGCUCGGAGUGUCGCAGUCAAGCAGUGGAUGAAUGGUACAGUGACUGUAGAUAGCACUGUGGGAAAUGACACCUUCUUUGUAGUUACAUGGGAUGGAAUCACAUCUCCACCAGACAUUUUACUGAGGGACCCAAAAGGAAAAGAAUAUAGAAUGUCAGACUUCACAGUUAGUAAUCUAAACCUCCGAACAGCUCGACUGAGUAUAGCAGGCACUGCAGAGGUGGGGGAUUGGUAUUAUUGGAUUCAAAAUAACCAUAUAGCCCCUCAAGUCAUAUCAAUGAUAGUAACCUCUCGAGCGGCAUCUUUGGCUGUGCCUCCAGUGACUGUGAAAGCCCACAUGAAUAAGGAUACAAACAACUUCCCUAAUCCGAUGGUGAUUUAUGCAGAAGUUAGUCAAGGAUUCUUGCCUGUUCUUGGUGCAACCGUGAUGGCCACUGUUGAACCACAGACUGGAUCUGCAGUGGAGCUCAAACUCCUUGAUGAUGGUUCAGGUGCUGAUAUUACCAAGAAUGAUGGAAUCUAUUCAAAGUACUUUACAUCUUUCAAAGGAAAUGGCAGAUACAACUUAAAAGUGCGUGCCCAAGGGAAAGAUAUGAUUGUCAGACGUCGCCGUAGGCAGAGUCAAGCCUUGCAUGUUGCAGGCUACAUAGAAAAUGGUGAAAUUAAAAUGAAUGCACCGAGACCUGAAGUUACUGAUGAUGAAAUUCAAGCAAAGCUAGGAAGUUUCAAUAGAGUUGCCUCAGGAGGUUCUUUUGUAAUGGAAAAUGUUCCUUCAGGAGGAACUACUGAUGUGUUCCCACCCUGUAAAAUUAUUGACCUUGAGGCUCAUUCUGAAAAAGAUAAAAUUCGCUUGUCUUGGACAGCUCCCGGGAAUGACUUUGAUGUGGGACAAGCUGACAGAUACAUAAUAAAAAUGAGUGAAAGUUUUCUGGACCUAAGAAACACCUUUGAGAAUGCUACUUCCGUGAAUACCUCUGGUCUGGUACCUAACCCUGCCGGCACCAAAGAAUCAUUUCAGUUUAAACCAGAAAAUUUCACAAUAGAAAAUGACACCAUAAUCUACUUUGCAAUACGUGCCAUUGAUAAUGCCUCCCUGCCCUCAGAAAUGUCUAAUAUAGCACAAGCAGCUUUGUUUGUCCCUCCAAAGGAAUCCUCGCCUGAUGGUGCUCCUAAUGAUGAUGUUAUCAAUGAAGGUAUUAAUGUUUUAACAAUAGUGUUAAUAGUAGCUGGGUCUGUAAUAGUUGUAUCAAUAGCUGUAAGUAUAACUGUUUGCAUUUUACACAAGAAAAAUAGAAGGGGAGGCCCUGAGCUCAGCAUGUGCUAA
Molecule: messenger RNA, 2811 nt
Organism: Gopherus evgoodei (Goodes thornscrub tortoise)
Lineage: Eukaryota; Metazoa; Chordata; Testudines; Testudinidae
Product: calcium-activated chloride channel regulator 1-like
Exons: 14
Coding region: 1-2811 (936 amino acids)
Biological process (GO): chloride transport
Molecular function (GO): intracellularly calcium-gated chloride channel activity
Source: RefSeq, a predicted model, not a curated record